Plasmodium relictum is the source of this 3186-nucleotide messenger RNA. RefSeq names its product TPR domain containing protein. The record is from RefSeq and is a predicted model, not a curated record. The transcript has a single exon. Lineage: Eukaryota; Apicomplexa; Aconoidasida; Haemosporida; Plasmodiidae. Gene Ontology annotation, molecular function: molecular adaptor activity; protein binding. Gene Ontology annotation, cellular component: membrane; TRC complex. The coding region runs from base 1 to 3186 and encodes 1061 amino acids. Gene Ontology annotation, biological process: post-translational protein targeting to endoplasmic reticulum membrane.
AUGACUACUACAAAAAAUAGUUAUUUUAGAUUACCUAAUGAUGACGAAAUAGAUGAGUUUUUAGAAAGGGUAGACGAUGUAACAACUAAAGUUAGAAAUAUUUUAGAUAAUAAAAUAAGUAUAGAAGAAAUAGAAAAAGAAGAAAGAAAAUUAUUUCUUGAAAAAAGAGCAAAAGAAAUAAAAGAAGAAGAAAAAAAGGAAAAGGAAAAAAGAGAUUUUUUAUUGGGUAAAGAAGGAAAAGGAAAUGAAAAUAAUUAUUUAUAUUUUUGUCGUUUUUGUUUUGUUGAAUAUAGUUAUGAUUUAAAAAAUUGCAAAAGAUGCAAUGAAUUAGUAAUAACUAGAGAACAAAGAAAAAAGGAAUUAGAAGAAAAAGUAAAAAUUUAUAAAAUUGAAAAAGAUAAAAGAAAUGCACGAAGAAAUAAUUGGAAGCAAUUUUUAAAAUCAAGAAAAAAUGAAGAGAAAAAAAAAAUAACAAGUUAUGAGAAAUGGAAUUACUAUGAGCCAAGCAGUGAUACUUUUGAUGAGGAUGAAAAAACAUUAUAUGUUCCUAAGCAUAAUAAAAAUUUUCAAAUAUUAGAAAAAAAAAUGAAUGAAGAUAUAAAAAAAAGAAAUGAAAAUAGAAAAGUUGCUUAUAGUAUGAAGCAAAAAGGAAAUAAUUUUUUCAAGCAAAAAAAUUAUUUAUAUGCCAUAGAUUGUUAUAAAAAUGCGUUAGAUAUUUGCAAAGAUUAUUUGGAAAUAUAUAAUAAUCUAGCUUUAUGUCAAAUUAAAAUAUAUCAAUAUGAAAAUGCUAUUGAAAACUGUAAUAAGGUUAUUGAAUAUUAUAAUAUAUUUCAAAAAGAUCUCAAAGUUAAAAAUUCGGUUAUUUUUAAAAGUUAUGCAAGAAAAGGAUUAGCACUUUUUAAAUUACAUAAAUUUAAUGAAUCAAUGGAAAACUUUAAGUUGGCUUUAUCACUUUAUCCUAAUGAUAAGGAAACAAUUGAAUAUAUUGAAAAAUGUGAAAAAAUAUUAGAUGAUUAUAGAAAAGCACAAAGUGAUAAAUUACUUUCAAAUAAAAAUCAAGAAAAAGAGAAUAAAAAAGUAGAAAAAAAAGAACAUAUAGAAGAGGAUCAUAAAAAUAAUGAUCAAUUUAAUAUGAGCAACAGUGACUUAGAUAUAGGAAAUUACGAAGAUUUAAUAAUGGAGUUAUCAAAAAUGGAUAUAAAAAAAAAAUCAAAACUUUUUUCAGAGUAUCUUAGAAAAAUGAAGAAGCUUCUAAAGAAAAACAAAAGAGCAAAACUAAGUUUUUGCUCAUAUGCAUACGAAAUAAAAGAUAAUAAAAAUGAAAAAAUAAAGAAAGUAACCUUUUUAUCAUAUGUUGUUGAGCAACUUAAUGAAAUAUUGUUUUAUGUUAAAAAAGAAAUUGAUGGUGAUAUAUUAACAAGUGAAAAUACAAAAUAUAAAAAAUUUCAUAUGCCUAAAUAUUUAAAAAAAAGUGGUAAUACAAUUAUUGAUAUCCUAAUAUUGAUACUUGAAGAUAAUUAUCAUUAUUCCGAUUUUUGCAUACACGCAUUAAAUCCAAUUUUAACUUUUUAUUUUUUAGGAAUUUUAAAAAUUUCAAAAUGCAUAAAUUUUUUACUUUCUAUUAGUGAAAAUUAUGAGGCAAGAAAGGUAUUUUGUACUAUUGUUGAAAAUAAUAAUUAUAUUUUAAAAAAUAUAUUAAAAACCAUAAAUGAUUAUAUAACAGAACAAAGAAGUGUUUACACAAAAGAAAAGUUAUCACGUUUUGAAUUUUUAAGAAACUCCAUAUUGGAUAGUGUGCACGAAGAUAUAAAUGAUAUUAAAAAAGAAGACAGUAAUAAGAACUUCAUAAUUAAAAAAGAAGAUGGUGAUGAAAAUAAAAAUAUUAUAAAAAAUGAUAAUAGAUACAAUAAUACAAUAAAUUAUAAUGAAGAAAAUAUAAUUUUAAAGAACAAUUCUUCCACAAAUUUAUUGGAUAAUAGUAAUGAAAAAAAAUUAGAAGAAAAAAAAAAAAGUGAAAAUUUACUUGAAAAGAAGUAUGAAUUUAUUAAUUUAUUUGGUGUUUUAUCUCACUUCAUUGUACAAACCAAUGUAUUGAAUUUGCUAGAAAAAAAAUUUAUGAAAGAUAUACUUAAUAUUAUUAUUUUUAUUAAUGAAAAAUUUUAUGAUUACAAUGAAAUGCAUUGUAAUUAUUUGUCUUUUUUAGUAAAUUUAGUUGGAAACAUCAACAUAAGAUUAAUUGUAUUGAAUAAAUGUUGGUUUAAUAUUUUUUAUUUUGUAGAAAAAAUUGAAAAUGAAAGUUUAAUGAAAAAUAUUUUAUCAGUAAUUUUUAAUUUAACUAUUACAUGGACAAAUGAUAUAGAAAAAAAAAAACUUUCAUCUUUUGAUAAGGAAAUAAAGAUAAGUAGUUUUCAUAAAAUUAUUAAAUGUACUCAAUCGGCAGAUAAACGAGUAAGUGAGUUGUGCUUUUUACUUUUAAGUAGAUUUUAUUUAUAUAUUUAUUAUUUAUCUCUUAAUAUUCAACAACAUAAAAAUGAUACCUGUAAUAAUAAUAGUAAUAACAAUAGGAACAAUUAUAAUAAUAUUAAUAAUGAUGAUAAUGUGAAUAAUGAUAAUAAUAGAAAAUUAAUAAAUUCUUUAAAAGAAAGCAUAUAUAAAGAAAAUGAAAAAUUAAUUGAGCUAGAUGAAUUUUCUUCUUUAUCUUUAAAAAAAUCCAUUUUAUCUAUUUUAUCAAGAAAAAAUGAAUUUUCUUUAAUAAAUUCAUGUAUAAAUCUUGUUUUCUGCUUAUCAAGAUAUACUAAUUUUCUAAACAAUUUAAUUGAAAAAGAUGCUGAUAAUGCUUUUAAAGAAUUAACAAAUGAAGUAUGUUCAAUUUUCUUAGAUAUUCAAAAUAAUACUACUAAAGACAAAACAUUUUAUGUUUUGAUAAAUAAUAUUAUUAUGUUUAUUACUCAAAUCUUAAAAAAUUUAUCAAUAAGAAAUGAUUAUAAUAAUACAGAAAUAAUAUAUAGAGAGAUAAGAAAAUUAAUACCAUAUGCAAUUCAAAUAAGUAGUGUAGAAAAAACCUUAAAAAAAAAUAUUAGCAUUUUUUUAUCAUAUUGCUUUUUAAAUGAUCAUUUAAAACAAACAAUAUUAUCAUUAUAUAAUAAUGACAUUAAUAGAAUUCAUUAUUUACUUAAAGUUUCAUAG